Pistacia vera is the source of this 3106-nucleotide messenger RNA. Its product is annotated as respiratory burst oxidase homolog protein E. The coding region runs from base 1 to 2784 and encodes 927 amino acids. The transcript has 14 exons. Gene Ontology annotation, cellular component: plasma membrane. NCBI's taxonomy places the organism in Eukaryota, Viridiplantae, Streptophyta, Magnoliopsida, Sapindales, Anacardiaceae. Gene Ontology annotation, molecular function: NAD(P)H oxidase H2O2-forming activity; calcium ion binding; peroxidase activity. The record is from RefSeq and is a predicted model, not a curated record.
AUGCGAUCUGUAUCGUCGUUUGGAAGAAGCAGUCCACACUCGCAUUAUAGCCGUACGUUUGAAUUACCGGAUGACUACGAAGAACUGUACUCUCGACAGGACAGCGACUAUGGCGUUGGCGGAGCAAUGUUGCCUAUUUUUCUCAACGAUUUGAGAAGGAAUAACCAACAACAAGAGGAUUUAGUUGAAGUAACGUUAGAGCUGGAGGAGGACGCCAUUGUUUUGUGCAGUGUAACUCCGACUGCACCGCAGUCAAAUCAUACCGGAGACAGCUCUGACGUGCCAUCCGGAAUUCUCGGCAGGAGCCUUUCGGCAUCCUCCCGACUUCGGCGAAAAUUCAGUUGGUUAACAUCAGGAUCGUUACGCACAUCAUCAUCCGAUAUCGUGGACCGUAAGAUAUCGGCGCGUGAUGCGCGGAGAAUCAAGGCAAAACUUGAACGAACGAGAUCGAGUGCACAGAGAGGACUUAAAGGACUGCGAUUUAUAAGCAAAACAACAGGUGUGUCUGACGCGGAGGAGCUCUGGAAAAAAGUUGCUUCGAGGUUCGAGUCGCUGGCUAAGGAGGGCUUGCUUGCGAGAGAAGAUUUCGGUGAAUGUAUUGGAAUGGUGGACUCAAAGGAGUUUGCAGUGGGAAUAUUUGACGCGUUGACGAGACGGCGAGGUCUAAGGGUGCACAAAAUAACGAAAGAGGAGCUUCACGAAUUCUGGUUGCAGAUUUCGGACCAGAGCUUUGACGCUCGUCUUCAGAUUUUCUUUGACAUGGCCGAUAGCAAUGACGAUGGAAGAAUCACAAGAGACGAAGUUCGGGAGCUAAUUAUGCUCAGUGCAUCAACCAACAAAUUGUCUAAGCUAAAAGAACAAGCAGAAGAAUACGCUUCAUUGAUCAUGGAAGAAUUAGAUCCUGAAAAUCUUGGUUAUAUUGAGUUGUGGCAGCUGGAGACGCUACUCCUACAAAGAGACACCUACAUGAACUACAGCAGGCCUCUCAGUUCAGCAAGUGUUAACUGGAGUCAGAACUUAACUUCGUUUAGACCCAAAAGCGUGAUCCGCAGAGCGAGCAGUAAAUGCCAGUCUCUAUUUAUAGAGAACUGGCAAAGAGGUUGGAUUUUGUUGUUGUGGGUUAUAGUAAUGGCUUCACUCUUCGCUUGGAAAUUCAUCCAAUACAAAAACAGGGCAGCAUUUCAUGUCAUGGGCUAUUGUUUGGCCACGGCCAAAGGUGCUGCAGAGACUCUCAAACUCAACAUGGCUCUAAUACUAUUACCAGUUUGUCGAAACACCCUCACUUGGCUUCGUUCCACUAUAGCCAGGUCAUCUGUUCCCUUUGAUGACAACAUUAAUUUUCACAAGACGAUAGCAGGUGCCAUAGUCAUUGGAGUCCUAAUCCAUGUCGGCCCUCAUUUAGCAUGUGACUUUCCCCGAAUUGUGAACUCAUCUCCAGAAAAAUUUGCCCUCAUAUCUCAUGACUUCCACAACGAAAAGCCCACAUACACAGACCUUGUGACUGGUGUUGAAGGUGCGACUGGGAUUUGUAUGGUCAUUUUAUUGGCCAUUGUGUUCACGCUUGCAACACAUAAAUUCAGGAAAAAUGGGGUGAGGCUACCCCCACCUUUCAACAGAUUAACAGGCUUUAAUGCAUUUUGGUAUUCUCAUCACCUUACUUGCUUGAUCUACAUUUUGCUAUACGUCCACGGAACUCUCUUAUUCUUGUCCCACAAGUGGUAUCAAAAAACGACAUGGAUGUACAUCUCUGUUCCUUUGUUGCUCUAUAUAGCAGAGCGGCAUCUGCGGACACGUAGAUCAAGAUAUUAUUCAGUAAAAAUACCCGAGGUUUCAUUUUUACCAGGAGAUGUCUUCAGCAUAGUCAUGUCCAAGCCAAAUGGAUUUAAGUACAAAAGUGGGCAGUACAUAUUUCUCCAGUGCCCAGCUAUCUCCUCAUUUGAAUGGCACCCUUUUUCUAUAACCUCAGCACCAGGAGAUGAGUACCUCAGUGUUCACAUCCGGAUAGUGGGAGACUGGACGCAAGAGUUGAAGCGAGUUUUCACAGACGGCAAUGAUUCAGCAUGUGUUAUUGGUCGAGCCAAAUUCGGUCAACUUGGGCACGUGGAUCACGACGGCCAACCAAAAUUGUUUGUCGAUGGCCCAUAUGGUGCUCCGGCACAGGACUACAGAAAUUACGAUGUCUUGCUCCUUGUAGGGCUAGGAAUUGGAGCUACUCCUUUUAUAAGCAUCCUUAGAGAUCUUCUCAAUAAUACCAGAGAGGACCAAUUGGAUUUAAAUGGGGAUACCAGCAGAUCAGACGACAGCUGGAACAGCAUUGCGUCUUCAAAUACGUCUACAGGUUCAAGUUUGACAAAGAAGAAAUCUCAAAAGACUAGAAGUGCUCAUUUCUAUUGGGUUACUAGGGAACCCGGAUCGUUUGAAUGGUUUAAAGGAGUCAUGGAUCAAAUUUCAGAAAUGGAUCACAAAGGCCAGAUUGAGCUGCACAACUACCUUACAAGUGUUUAUGAAGAGGGGGAUGCAAGGUCAACCUUGAUCACCAUGGUUCAAGCUCUCACCCAUGCCAAGCAUGGUAUUGACAUCUUAUCUGGAACGAGAGUAAGGACACACUUUGCGAGGCCCAAUUGGAGAGAAGUGUUCACUAAAAUAGCAUCAAAGCAUCCCUGUGCUACAAUAGGAGUUUUCUACUGUGGGAUGCCAGUGUUGGCCAAGGAGUUGAAGAAACUAUCACAGGAGAUGAGUCGCAAGACGUCCACGCGCUUCCAGUUCCACAAGGAGUAUUUCUGACAUCAUUUAAAUGUAAAACUCCAAUUUUUACUUGUGUAAUGAAUCAAAUGAGAAAUGUAUUUGUGUAUUCCUGAAUGUAGCUCAGCCAGGUGUGUAUAUAUAUUUAUAUACAAUUGCUAUAGUAAUGUUGUUCAACACACAAGAUCAUUUUUUUCAUUAAACAAUACAGAACAAGUUACCGGUUUUGGUUUGGUUUGGGUUGACCGAUAAUAUCCAGAUAAUUUAUACGACUUCCAUGUGUAGGUGAGUUGAUAGAAGAGAACAGCUGUUGCAAUAUUCUGUUUUUUCAAGAGUUUAACGUCAGACAACAUGAGCUAAUUGA